Molecule: messenger RNA, 744 nt
Organism: Setaria italica (foxtail millet)
Lineage: Eukaryota; Viridiplantae; Streptophyta; Magnoliopsida; Poales; Poaceae
Exons: 1
Coding region: 1-744 (247 amino acids)
Source: RefSeq, a predicted model, not a curated record
AUGGCGGCUCUUGGCUUCAACAAAUGCACCAAGGAACAUGGCGUGUAUACGCGCGGCGAGGGACAGAAGAGGGUGGUACUAGGCGUGUACGUUGAUGACUUAAUCAUCACUGGCACUGAUCAGGGAGAGGUCAACACAUUCAAGGAGGAGAUGAAGGAGACAUUCAAGAUGAGUGAUCUCGGGUGCCUAAGAUACUAUUUGGGCAUCGAGGUCAACCAACAACCGGGGUGGAUCACGCUGUCGCAGGCGGCGUACGCGGCCAAGCUUCUGGAAAAGUUCGGCAUGACAAGCUGCAACAGCGUGCAAGUUCCGAUGGAGAAUCGCCUGAAACUGAGUAAGAUCAGCACAACUCCUCCUGUUGAUGCAUCAUGGUACCGCAGCAUUGUGGGGAGCUUGCAAUACUUGGUUCAUACCCGGCCAGACAUUGCCUCCUCUAUUGGGUACGUGAGCCGGUUCAUGGAGAAGCCAACGACAGAGCAUCUGAGCGUCGUCAAGCACAUACUUCGGUACAUUGCGGGCACGCUGCACUACGGCUUGAGCUUCACUAAAGGCAAUGGUGAGAUUGAGCUAAAGGGAUACAGUGAUGCGGACAUGGCCGGGGAUGUGGACGAUUGGAAGAGCACAACCGACGUUAUGUUCUGCCUUGGGAACGCACCCGUAACCUGGCAGUCUCAAAAGCAGCCGGUAGUGGCGCUGUCGUCGUGUGAGGUGGAGUACAUCGCAGCAUCUUCAACAGCUUGCUAG